This is a messenger RNA of Symbiodinium sp. CCMP2592, 1380 nucleotides long. The record is from the annotation of a GenBank genome assembly. NCBI's taxonomy places the organism in Eukaryota, Dinophyceae, Suessiales, Symbiodiniaceae.
AUGGCAGGUGACUUGACGUGGAGUGGCUCUCCCGUCCGUGUGGUGUCCUUCAAGGACCUUCGGAUCAAGGACGUCGCAUGUGGGGAGGCCCACUGCCUGGCUCUGGACAUGGAGGGGCAACUGUAUGCCUGGGGCUUUGACGAGUUCUGCCAGGUUGGUGGAAAGACGGCUGCAGACGAGGUCUUGGUGCAAAGCCCCCUUGCCUCACCCCGAGCUCCACGAGGGAAGGACGCCUACCUCCCCACAUCGGAGGGUAGCUGCAGGAUGGUUCCGAAGCCUCAUCGGCUUCCUUGCUCCGUCAGUUUCGUAGGCAUUGCGUGUGGCGCCCAGUUCUCUUUGGCACUGGACGCAGCCGGCGGUGUUUGGUGCUGGGGCAAUGGGGAGGGAGGGGUGCUGGGCCUGGGAUCUGCCUCCCUUGGCUGCAGAACUUUGGCACGGAUACCGAUCCCUUCAGCGAGAUCUGCCUCAGAAGAGUGUUGCAAACUCGUUUCCUGUGGCUCUUACCACGCAAUGGCAGUGUCUAAAGCAGGGGUGCUGUACAGCUGGGGUCGAAGUGAAGGGGGGCAGCUGGGCCUCGCCGAACAGCAGGUUGCCUCGCACAUCGAAGAGUUCGGCCUCCGCGACACCUGUGUCUGCCAGCCGACGCCAGUCACGUUCCCCGACACGCCGGAGAAGGGCAAGGUUAGGAUCGAGAAAGUCGCUGGUGGCGACGUGCACAGCCUUGCCGUGGAUUCUGAGGGCUGCGUUUGGUCCUGGGGUUGGGGGGAGUUUGGCCAACUGGGACUCGGCUUUUCAUCCUCCUCCUACGAGCUGGGAAUGGGAGGUGCAUCCUCGCGCAGGCCAACGCCGCAGCCGAUCGCGAAAGAGUCUUUUGGAGGCAGGGUGCUCUCUAUCGCCUGCGGAGGGGCCUUCUCUGCGGCCCUUGUUGCCGGAGAGCUGAGCGAGGGAGGGCAUCUUGCUAUGUGGGGGGCCAAUGACGUCGGCCAGUGCGGCCUGCCUGCGAAGAAGCCCAUGGACAUCGCGGUGCCCAAAGAGGUACCCGGCCUUCGUGGUAUCCUCCUGCGAUCUGUGGCUUGCGGGACGACGCAUGCUGUGGCUAUUGAUCUCGGUGGGCAGGCCUUUUCCUGGGGCUCGGCUCACUACGGGAAGCUGGGACGUUUGGAUCCACCCCAAAAGUGGUCCACACCAAUCCUGACGGAGCCUUCGGAGCCCGGAAUCAUCCGAAGCCUCGCGCGGCUACGGAUCUCCAAGGCAGCAUGUGGCCUGCACCACACGCUUCUAGCCACGGAGGUUCGUCGAAGACGGAUGGAGUCGGUUGAAGAGGCUUCGACCGGAAGCCAGGCUUCUUCGAAGAUGGAGAUGUCUACAUCCAUGGUUUAG